UAGAGAGUAUGUUACAUCUUCAAACUGCAUAACAAAAGUGUAUAUAUACAAAUUCAGUUCAAACCAUGUUAGAAACUGGAGUGGCAGAAGUAAUAUUGAAGACUUUCAUACUAAAAUAAUGAAGCUAAACAAAAGUAUUGAUAAUAAGCAUGUAAAUCUAAAUAUCCUAACAGCAGUCAUUGAAGAUAUGGAAAAUAAUAAUUUCAAUAUAUCACAAACAUUAAGUAUAAUGCUACUUCAUUGCUGUGGAAAGGCAUUAUAUAAUGAACCAUUGAAAAUACGGCAGGAAUUAGUAAAUCGUAUCUGGAAUCUUUUAAAAGCAAAAGAAUACAAAUUAACAAUAGAUCACUAUCAUGCCUUGUUACAAACUUACAUAGAUAACGAUUACACUAUUGAUUCAAAUCAAUUUCUACAAAAUAUGACUAUUUUCCCUGAGUAUGAUACUUAUUGUCUGUUAUUACAAGUUCCAAGCACAGAUAAUUGUGCAUUUGCUGAUAGUAUUCUAUUAAAAAUACAGCAAAAUACAUUGCCUGCUGACAAAAAAAUUUAUAAUGCAUUAAUGUACGCAUAUGCAAUAAAUGGAGAUAUAGAAGAAGUCCACAAAAUUAUAGAACUGGUGCAAAAAGAAACCAUUGAACCAUUAUCUGCAGUAAAUGAUAUAUAUUUAAUGUAUGCUUUAGCAAAAAAUGGAGAUAAUAAAACACUAAUUAAAACCUUAAAAAAUACCAAGUUAUCUAUAUCAGAUAUGCUAAAGCUUGUUAAACUUCUUAGUUUAUCAAAAAAUGAUUUAUGCAUAAAAGGUAUUUUAAAGUGUGCACAAUCAUUAGUCACAGAAGAAGAAGAAGUUUGUUCUGCUAUUACACUGCUUGUACAUGCAGGGCACAUUAUGGAUGCAUAUAAAAUAGCUGCUUAUAUACCUAUAAACACUGAAUUUCAAAAUAUCAGAAAAAUAUUAGUACUUUGUCUGUUUAAACAAGUUAUUAAACUUAACGUAGACCCAGAAACUAUAUUAAAACUUGUACAUAAUUUCAAAACAAAAGAUUUUACUUUAGACAUUUGGGCAAUAGUAAAUCAGUGUGCAUUAGAAGAAAAUAAUGACACAUUAACUUUUAGAAUACUUGAUGAAAUGAAAGCAAUGGGUAUUAUUAUCAAUUUUGAUCAUGUUAGGCCUUUAUGUUUACAUAUGCAGAAAUGUAAUAAUGAAACUGACAUAUAUUCAAUUAUCAGAAAAAUGAUUGCUUUAAAUAAUACAAUAAACUCUGACAUGAUAUUUUUAAAUUAUGUGUUUCCUGUUAUUAAUACCAGGGAUCCUAUUGCUGCAAUUUUAAAAAUGCAAGAACAUGGUAUAGCUCCUAGUUGUACAGUACAGCCCUUUGUAACAUUUCUGUUAAGUGCAUGCAGGCUAAAAGAAUGCAUCCAUUUAUCCUAUGAUGGCUGUGAUUUUGCUGGAACAUUUAUUAGAAAUAUGAUAAAUAAAUCCCAAUUACAAAAGAUUAAUACAAAACAUUUAAAUUUGUUUUUAAUGGCAACCAAAAAUAGUAAAACAGUUCUAUCUCCUACUGAAGCAGAUUAUAUAAAAACGAAAAUUUUGGUUAGUAAUACUGAUGAAAAACUUAAAAAUAAUAUGUUUAGGUUGAUUUCUGACAUCUGCCCAGUAGGUAUCAAUACCAAAGAAAAUUGCAAGAUUGAUUUAUACAUUAAUCCGCAAUACAUGAAUUCAGAACAAUUAUAUCUUCAUUUUCAUGAACUUAAAAAUGAUAAUAAAAAUUUUCGAGGAAUUGCGCGAAAGUUACUUAUGGUUUCCUGUAAGGAAAAUAAUGUAAAAGUAGUAGAAGAACUUCUAGAAAAUAUCAAAUAUAAUAAUUUUGAAUGGACACCAGGAAUGAAGAUGUGUUUGUUAGAUUUUUACGUAAAACGUGGAAUGAUUGAAGAAGCCUUACACACAGUAGAUGAAAUUCAGUGUCAGUUUCAACACAGUAUAAUUGAUAAUUGUAAAAUUCUAGAACUUGUGAUGCAGUUAGUUAAAUUAAAUAAAGUGAAUGAAGCUUGUAAUGUAAUACAGAAGUGUAAGCAUAUUAAUCACAAACCAAGUGUACAAGUACUGAUUAAGGAUUUGUUUAAUUUACUAGUAAACAAUCAUCCUAAUGAUAUUAGAAAGAUGAUGAAUCUUCUUUUUGAAAGAGGUUACUGGAGAAAUCACGAAUUAGAAUAUUUAAUUUUGGCUCAAAUAUUGGAAAAUAAUACAGAUGUAGUUGUCCGUGGAAAAGACCUGGCAGAUGUAUAUUUUGCAAUAGCAUUUGCUCUGUGCAAUAAAAUAUCAGAAUUACAACAUUUAGUUGAGACAAAUCAAAUUAAAGAAGAUAGUUUAUUAAACGAACUUCGUUAUUUGAAAAAGGAGGAUAUUAUAACAAUUACUUCAACAAUAUUGGAAACACAUAACAUUAUAUCAAAAUCAUGUUUAAAAUCCAUGUAUAAUUUAACUUUAUCUAUAUAUGAUGAACAAGGGGAUUAUGAACGUGCUUUAGAAUUAAAGACAAAAAUGAAUUCAAAAUAUAACACCCAGUGUAACCUGUGA
Habropoda laboriosa is the source of this 2575-nucleotide messenger RNA. RefSeq names its product leucine-rich PPR motif-containing protein, mitochondrial-like. Gene Ontology annotation, molecular function: protein binding. The record is from RefSeq and is a predicted model, not a curated record. NCBI's taxonomy places the organism in Eukaryota, Metazoa, Arthropoda, Insecta, Hymenoptera, Apidae. The transcript is spliced from 5 exons. The coding region runs from base 119 to 2575 and encodes 818 amino acids.